Messenger RNA from Schistocerca nitens (vagrant locust), 1806 nucleotides. RefSeq lists its product as uncharacterized. The coding region runs from base 1 to 1806 and encodes 601 amino acids. The record is from RefSeq and is a predicted model, not a curated record. The transcript has 2 exons. Lineage: Eukaryota; Metazoa; Arthropoda; Insecta; Orthoptera; Acrididae.
AUGCCUACAAAUAGCCACGUGGACAUUAAUCUGCUGCCAGUGGAGCUUUGCAACGAGAGGAAGGCAACGAGAGGAAGGCAACGAGAGGAAGGCAACGAGAGGAAGGCAACGAGAGGAAGGCAACGAGAGGAAGGCAACGAGAGGAAGGCAACGAGAGGAAGGCAACGAGAGGAAGGCAACGAGAGGAAGGCAACGAGAGGAAGGCAACGAGAGGAAGGCAACGAGAGGAAGGCAACGAGAGGAAGGCAACGAGAGGAAGGCAACGAGAGGAAGGCAACGAGAGGAAGGCAACGAGAGGAAGGCAACGAGAGGAAGGCAACGAGAGGAAGGCAACGAGAGGAAGGCAACGAGAGGAAGGCAACGAGAGGAAGGCAACGAGAGGAAGGCAACGAGAGGAAGGCAACGAGAGGAAGGCAACGAGAGGAAGGCAACGAGAGGAAGGCAACGAGAGGAAGGCAACGAGAGGAAGGCAACGAGAGGAAGGCAACGAGAGGAAGGCAACGAGAGGAAGGCAACGAGAGGAAGGCAACGAGAGGAAGGCAACGAGAGGAAGGCAACGAGAGGAAGGCAACGAGAGGAAGGCAACGAGAGGAAGGCAACGAGAGGAAGGCAACGAGAGGAAGGCAACGAGAGGAAGGCAACGAGAGGAAGGCAACGAGAGGAAGGCAACGAGAGGAAGGCAACGAGAGGAAGGCAACGAGAGGAAGGCAACGAGAGGAAGGCAACGAGAGGAAGGCAACGAGAGGAAGGCAACGAGAGGAAGGCAACGAGAGGAAGGCAACGAGAGGAAGGCAACGAGAGGAAGGCAACGAGAGGAAGGCAACGAGAGGAAGGCAACGAGAGGAAGGCAACGAGAGGAAGGCAACGAGAGGAAGGCAACGAGAGGAAGGCAACGAGAGGAAGGCAACGAGAGGAAGGCAACGAGAGGAAGGCAACGAGAGGAAGGCAACGAGAGGAAGGCAACGAGAGGAAGGCAACGAGAGGAAGGCAACGAGAGGAAGGCAACGAGAGGAAGGCAACGAGAGGAAGGCAACGAGAGGAAGGCAACGAGAGGAAGGCAACGAGAGGAAGGCAACGAGAGGAAGGCAACGAGAGGAAGGCAACGAGAGGAAGGCAACGAGAGGAAGGCAACGAGAGGAAGGCAACGAGAGGAAGGCAACGAGAGGAAGGCAACGAGAGGAAGGCAACGAGAGGAAGGCAACGAGAGGAAGGCAACGAGAGGAAGGCAACGAGAGGAAGGCAACGAGAGGAAGGCAACGAGAGGAAGGCAACGAGAGGAAGGCAACGAGAGGAAGGCAACGAGAGGAAGGCAACGAGAGGAAGGCAACGAGAGGAAGGCAACGAGAGGAAGGCAACGAGAGGAAGGCAACGAGAGGAAGGCAACGAGAGGAAGGCAACGAGAGGAAGGCAACGAGAGGAAGGCAACGAGAGGAAGGCAACGAGAGGAAGGCAACGAGAGGAAGGCAACGAGAGGAAGGCAACGAGAGGAAGGCAACGAGAGGAAGGCAACGAGAGGAAGGCAACGAGAGGAAGGCAACGAGAGGAAGGCAACGAGAGGAAGGCAACGAGAGGAAGGCAACGAGAGGAAGGCAACGAGAGGAAGGCAACGAGAGGAAGGCAACGAGAGGAAGGCAACGAGAGGAAGGCAACGAGAGGAAGGCAACGAGAGGAAGGCAACGAGAGGAAGGCAACGAGAGGAAGGCAACGAGAGGAAGGCAACGAGAGGAAGGCAACGAGAGGAAGGCAACGAGAGGAAGGCAACGAGAGGAAGGCAACGAGAGGAAGGCAAUGAGAAGAAGGCAAUGA